Messenger RNA from Cuscuta campestris, 3672 nucleotides. Lineage: Eukaryota; Viridiplantae; Streptophyta; Magnoliopsida; Solanales; Convolvulaceae. The record is from the annotation of a GenBank genome assembly.
AUCAUGGGAGACAUGGAAGAAGGAGCAAAUUUUCAGAGACCACCUUUAUUGCGUGGACACAACUACAAUUUUUGGAAGGGCAGGAUGAGGGCCUUUCUCAAAUCCCUUGGAGGUGGAGUCUGGAGAAGCGUGGAAACUGGAUGGACUGAACCACGUAAAUAUUCUGAUGAUCUGACAACAUCAAGAAUCAAGCCAUUCGAAGAAUAUAGCAGGACAGAAGUAACAGCCGCUGAGUUUAACGAUAAAGCCCUAAAUGCAAUCUUUGGGGCAGUGGAUUCUACCCAGUACAAGCUCAUAUCAAACUGUGACAAUGCCAAGGAAGCUUGGGAUAUUCUUGAAGUUACACAUGAGGGAGAUGAGGAAGUGAAGACUGCGAAAUAUCAGAUCUUGAUGACCCAAUAUGAAAAUCUGCGCAUGGACGAGAAGGAAAAGAUCACUGAAUUUCAUGGAAGAGUUAGAGAUAUUGCAAACCAGGCUGCACGACUGAAUGAACCUAUUCCAGAAAACAAGCUGGUCCUCAAGGUGCUGAGAUCACUUCCAAAAGAAUAUGAGAUGGAUGUCAAGGCCAUUCGACGUUCCCACAACAUCAAAAACAUGACUCUUGAUGCACUUAUGGGAAUACUGGAAUCAAUUGAACUGGACAUGGCAGAAGAUAGUAAACGAAGGAAACCUGAUAAGCAGAUAGCAUUUCCCAGCACUAAGGUGGAAGAUGACGGAGAACUUGAUUGGUCACUUGAUGAAGAUUUCCAAGAGCAACUAUCACUGUUCACCCGGCAAUUCAAGAAACAAUGGAUUCAGAAGAGAUCAAAUCAAAAACUUGAAGGUACAUCUAAGGGACCUCCAUCAAAAGAUGCGAAGUACAGAGAAGCCAAAAACACAGAAAAUCCUAACUAUACAAAGAAGAAGGGGCCACAGUGUUUUGAGUGUGGCGGAUAUGGUCAUAUCCAGUCUGAGUGUGCAAACAAUCUAAAAAAGAAGAGACAAGCUUUCAAGGCAACGUGGAGUGAUGAUGAAACUGAAGAUCAGAGUGAUUAUGAAGAAUCUAAUUGUGCAUUCAUUGCGAGUAUUGAUCCAGAUGAGGAGGAGAGUCUUGAAGAACAACUCGAGGAUCUGCGAGAAAAAUGGUCAGAACUCCUGAUGGUGAACAAAAGAAAUGUCGCAGACAAAAACAGACUGAUUUCAGAAGUUAAUGCAUUAAAGGAGGAAAUUGAAGGACUCACCAGGAAGAAUGAGAAACUUAAAGGAGAAAAAUCUGAUCUGUUAUUCAAAAUAAACCAACUGAAGUCCUAUCAAAAAUGGAUCAAGGUUGCUGGAGCAGAGGUGCUGGAUCAUCACUCGAUCAUGGCUAAACCUCCAGGAGACAUGACAUGUAUCGGAUACACAGAUAAAGGGAAGAUGCCACAAUCACUUGAAGUCAAGUUUGUUAAAGCCUCCGAACAUGCGCCGUUGCAUAAUGAUGAGGCAUACGAAGAGACGCCUACUUUAUCUCACAAAUUGAAGAGGCGUGGUGUGAACCUCGGUAUCAUCAUACGCAAAGGGUCUCUCAAGAACCCUAACCGGCAAAAACACAGACUUGAGCUAAAUCAGAGAAAGACGAAGAUGGUCAGAAUCAAGCAUGUUCUUCCGAAACGCUGUAAGGGAAAACCCUCACUCAAAAGGAAACUCUGGGCAAAACAUCGCUGGACGCGUCUACUGGCUGCAGAGGAAUCACAACGAACCAAUGCUCAUCUUGAACCAAAGGCGGCAGAAGAAGACGAAGAGAAUCUCCCACAACCUACUCUGGGAGAAUCAAACAUGGAGCAACCAGAUUCAAGAUCAGUAGACAACGAAGUCAGAAAUGUCACAGAAGGUGAUGUGAUUCUAAACCCUAUUGCCACAAUCCCAGAAACGCUCUACCUAGAAUACACAGUUACUCCACAGAAAAAGAACAUGCAAAGCAAGAAGAAGGAAGAUCCGCUGCCAGAAAAGGAAAUACCAGACAUUGUGAACGAAGAACCUUUAAUAGCAUGUUCAGAUGUGCCAUUUGAAGGUGUAAAAUUCACAACCCCUGCAUCCAAGAAACAAAUGGAAAAACGUACUAGAUCCAGAUGGUCGUUGCGUCAAAAGGCGAAGGAGAAUCAAGAAUCAGAAGGGAUUGAAGAAAUUCAGACACAAGAAGUGAAAAAGAAGGAGCUAAAGCGAAAGGAGAAAGCAACGGAUGACCAGGAGGAGAGCGCAAAGAAGCAAAAAACAUCAUCUCCCUCAGCAAAACUCACAACCAGAAGUCAGAUCAACCAAAGGAAAGAUGCAAAAGCAGAAAAGUCACCCAAACCAGGGAAGUUUUCUAAACAUCUAUUUGUUUCAUCAAUUGCUAGCUCAUACAUGCCUGAAAUUGCCAAGAAAACCAUUCUGCCACAAAGAAGUAUUGAUGUUGAGGAUUUUGAAGCAAAAACAAACUUAAUCCCUGUGUUGAAAAAGUGCAAUUUGCUUAAAUCAAUCACUCUGCCUGGUUCUUAUGUGAGAAAAGUCGUUCAAGAGUUUUACUGCAAUUUGUCUGAGGGUUGCAACAUUCACACUGACCCUUCAUACCACAAAGUGUUUAUGAGAGGGAAAACUUUUGAUCUGUCACCUACAAAAAUCAAUCAGUUUCUAAACAUAAAACCCCCCUCCUCUGAAACCAAUGUGAAUGAAAGACAAGUCUGGACUGACCUUACUAAUGGUGAGCGCAUCUCUCAAUCCACCAAGUCAAAAGUGCCCUCUUCCAUUCACAAAAGUUCCUAUGCCAUACUGUUCAGGGUUGCUGCAUAUCACUGGCUCCCAACCACUCAUAUGAACACAGUCCCACUCUGCAUAGCCACACUGAUCUACAAAAUCAAGCAUGAGAUACCUGUCAAUCUUGGGAAAAUCAUCUUUGACCAGAUCAUGAGCUUUGCACCUGAAAGGGCCAAACAGAAUUCUAAUGGGCUACCUUAUCCUCUCCUUAUUUUUCAAAUGCUUAAAUCUCAAAAACUUGUAGUUGCAGAUGAAGAAGAACCUGCUCCUCCUCUUCUCCAGGUUGAUUUGAGGCACUUUGAAGGGAGACACUACAAUGACAUGGCAACAAGGGAGGAACUGAAGACAGCUCCAGCAGUUCUUCAGUCAGACUUUUCAAAAACAGCUUUCAUCAAAGGAGAAAUUCAGCUGCUGCAAGAGAAGAUUGAGGAAUACAAGAAGCUGAUCAAAGAAGCUGAAAUCAAAAAGAAAAAAUGGGCCAUUAUCCUGUCAUCUCUGGACACCACUUCAGAUGAAGUUGCUAAAUCUCAGGGGGAGAAGUCCAAGAUGGGACAGAUGAUGCUGCAACACAGGGGGAGCAGAGUGAAGAUGAUAAAGCCACUGUGGAAGAAGGGGAAAGCUCAGAUGCAGAGGAUGAUAACCACGCAAAUGAGGAGUCAGAUUUUGAGGCUGAACUCCACAAAAUUAUUGGUCAUCCUGCAUGUCAACCUGGACUUGGACACUGCGCUGGAAGUGUAUAGCGUGAAGAAGGUUUCUGUUCUGUCAAGCAGUUGGCCAAACCGAUGACUCCUUCCUGGACUCAACGUAGUAAUAUGUGUAGGAGUUCUAUAGACUCAAGUGGAAAGGCUAUUACACGGAUGUGGGCCUCGCAGACGUAGGAGAGUUGGCUCCAAACUGCGUAAACAAAUUUCUGUGUCUUUG